GGGCGUGGCGGGGGCGCGGCCGGGCCAGCGGAAAGAACGGAACGGAACGGAACGGGCCGGGCAGCGGGCGCAGCCAUGUCCUUCUGCUCCUUCCUGGGGGGAGAGGUGUUCAAGGACCACUUCCAGCCGGGUAUUUACGUGUGUGCCAAGUGUGGCCAUGAGCUGUUCUCCAGCCGUGCCAAGUACGAGCACUCGUCGCCGUGGCCGGCGUUCACCGAGACCCUGCGGGAGGACAGCGUGGCCAAGCGCGAGGAGCGCCCGGGGGCGUUGAAGGUGACCUGUGGCAAGUGUGGCAACGGGCUGGGCCACGAGUUCCUCAACGAUGGGCCCAAGAGGGGCCAGUCCCGCUUCUGAAUAUUCAGCAGCUCGCUGAAGUUCCUCCCCAAAGGUAAAGCUGACCUGAAGGAGAAGUAAGUGAGCUGCUGCACCUGCCACUGCCCUGGGCUAAUCCUGCCUCCUCUCCUUGGGAUGCACUGACCUGCCAGAGGGACCCACAGCAGGAGCAACCCCAAGGAAGCUCCUGGUCUGAGUUUUCCCCUGAUCUCCUGGUCACAGUUUCCCCUUGAUUUCCCUGUCAAGGUUUUAUUCCCUGAUUUCCCUGUCAAGGUUUUAUUCCCUGAUUUCCCUGUCAGUUUUCCCUUUUGCAGUUCCCCUAGAUUUCUCUGUCACGGUUCUUUCCUGGUUUCCCUCCCCUGGUUCUCUCCUGGUUUCCCUGUCCUGGUUCCCCCGGGUUUCUCUCCCCUGGUUCCCCCCUGGUUUCCCUGUCCUGGUUCCCCCUGGUUUCCCUGUCCUGGUUCCCCCAGGGGCUGUCCCAGCUCCAUCCCAGGAGCUGCUGUGCCUGUGCUGAGCCCUGGCUCUUUGCCCUGACAGUGUCCAGAGCCAGGCAGGCUCUGCUGGCACUCCCAGGCACUCAGGCAGGAUUAGCUGGGCUCAGGCUCGGGGUUAAUCCCUGGAGCUAUUCUGGGACCAUGCUAUGAAGUGCCCCAUGUAAACCCUGCCAGGGUGCUGGGGCAGGGAUGUUUGAUGGUCCCACUGGCAGCAUCCAGGUGUUUCCCCCGCCGCAGGGACGGUUCCACAGCGCUGUGCUCCACCCUGCCCUGGCCUUAGCCCUGACUCAGCACUGUGCAAUCAGUUCCAGGGGCACUCGGGGUGCUGCUGGCCCUGCCCUGUGCGAGGGAGCUGGAAUUGAGCCCAAGGGCUGCCCUUGGCACUGCUCAGGCUCUGGGGAUUGUGGCUGUGCCGCCUCAGUGCUCCCAAGGGCUGCCACGCUCGUUCUCCUCAAUCCAGUGCCUCAUUCCUGGCCUCCUGUGCCUGUCCCAGGAGCCAGAUCCUCCUCUGGAAUGGAUACACCAGGAUGUCUCACGAGGGAAGAGGCCCUGGGGUUUAGGGGGCUGCAUUGUGGGUGCAGCUGCACUCGGGGACACCUCGGGGCCUUUUCUCUCCCCGUGUUUUCCCUCAAUCCCACAGAUCUGAGGGCGCCAGGGGAGGUUUACCACCCCAGCUCAUUGCCUGGAGCUCACUGCAGGACCUCGCCAUGCUGAAAUAAAGCACUGAUUCACUGUG
Camarhynchus parvulus is the source of this 1563-nucleotide messenger RNA. It is a transcript of the gene MSRB1, whose product is annotated as methionine sulfoxide reductase B1. NCBI's taxonomy places the organism in Eukaryota, Metazoa, Chordata, Aves, Passeriformes, Thraupidae. The transcript is spliced from 4 exons. The record is from RefSeq and is a predicted model, not a curated record. Gene Ontology annotation, molecular function: peptide-methionine (R)-S-oxide reductase activity.